GAAGCGACAAAGAUUGUACCGUCUGAUCCAUUGUUGGGGGACUCAUCAGAAUUUACUAUCACAGAGGUUACGCUGCCGAUUGUUAUUCCGUCGUUGAAGGAUGAGCCCACUGAUUUGGAGCUAGAAGGAUCAAUCACAGUUGGGGUCGUCCCGAUAUCAAAUCAAUCGAACCAGAUGAUUGAGAAAUCAAAGGUGGGGAAGAUCAAGAGGUCCGCCACCAAGGACCGCCACACCAAGGUGGAGGGUCGUGGCCGGAGAAUCCGAAUGCCGGCGGCUUGCGCCGCGAGAAUCUUCCAAUUGACUCGAGAGCUCGGCCACAAGUCCGACGGCGAGACCGUUAAAUGGCUUCUCGAGCGAGCCAAGCUAGCCAUCUUUGAAGCCAUCGGAACUGGCACCAUCCCAGCCAUCGCCGUCUCCGUCAACGGCAGUCUGAAGAUUCCCACCACACCGCCGACCACCACCGAAGCCCAAGCCGCCAAAAAGAAGCGCAAGAGGGCUUGCACUAGUGAGUUCAUCGACGUGAGCGACUCGGCUCCGGCUCCGGCUCCGUCGAAUUUCGCUCUGGUCACGACCAUGACGCCGCAACGACUGUUGCCGGUGUGGGCCGUAGCCGGCGGUGGAGCUCCACCGAAUGCUUUUUUCAUGAUUCCACCACCCGGAACCGCCAUUGCUGGACCCUCGAAUCAGCCUCAGAUAUGGUCCAUUCCGGCUGGAGCAAUGCCUAUGUUCAAUGUCUCGGCCAGACCCGUUUCAAAUUAUGUAUCCGCAAUUUCAACCACCACCGCCACCACCACUACUACUACACAGAUGCUGAGGGAUUUUUCUCUGGAGAUUUAUGAUAAGAAAGAGCUUCAAUUCAUGGUUAGCUCUGGAGGUGACCAAGCUGCUUGAAAGCAUUGAUGAUAUGGACAAAGAUGUUAGGGUUUUCCAUUUUUGUGUGUGUGUGUGUGUGUGUGUGUGUUUGUUUUUAAAUAUUACAGAGUUUUAGACUUAGA
Molecule: messenger RNA, 995 nt
Organism: Camellia sinensis
Lineage: Eukaryota; Viridiplantae; Streptophyta; Magnoliopsida; Ericales; Theaceae
Source: RefSeq, a predicted model, not a curated record